UGGGACACAGAGAACAUGCCCUCUAACAGAAAGGCGCUGGUGGCAGCCAUUGACUUUGGUACUACGUACAGCGGCAUUGCAUUUUCCUAUAGACAUGACUACGAGAACGACCCUUUGAAGGUCAGCUCCAACAAAUGGACAGCAGGCUAUAGCUACCGGGGUCUGGAGUCCCUUAAAACCCCCACCUGUAUUCUGUUCAAUAAAGACAAAGUGUUUGACUCGUUUGGUUAUGAAGCGGAGGAUAAAUAUUCCGAACUGGCAGAGGAAGAGGAACAUGAGGAGUGGUAUUACUUCAAGAGGUUCAAGAUGUCCCUCUUUAACACAGAGGAACCACUUUCAAAAGCCUUGAAAAUAAAAUCUAUAGACGGGAAGGAGAUGUUGGCUUUGGAUGUGUUUUCUGCGGCCAUUAAAUUCCUGAGGGGUCAGCUACGACAAUCUCUAGAAGAAGAAGGCUCCGGGAUCAGAGAAACUGAUAUGGGCUGGGUCUUAACAGUACCUGCUAUCUGGGACGAUCCUGCCAGACAGUUUAUGAGAGAGGCGGCAGUUAGGGUAUAA
Molecule: messenger RNA, 555 nt
Organism: Saccostrea cuccullata (small rock oyster)
Lineage: Eukaryota; Metazoa; Mollusca; Bivalvia; Ostreida; Ostreidae
Product: heat shock 70 kDa protein 12B-like
Exons: 2
Coding region: 16-555 (179 amino acids)
Source: RefSeq, a predicted model, not a curated record